CGGGAAAAUCCAAAAUUAUUUUAAGUUUGUUUUAAACCUUCUAGUUCAGUCGACAUGUCCAGAGAGAAAAUCAUGCUGUAUUGUGGACAGAUCUUAUGACUCCACUGUUGACUUCUCCAUGACAGACAUCUAGAAAGGCGUCGAAAAUCAAUGAGUCCGGUGACGUCUAAAUGUCAGCAGUACACCACGAGAUGACUUCGGAAUCUACGGACAGUACAAUGAGUCUUGAAAGCACACUCUCAGACGAAGUUCCCAAGAACUACCAGUUUGAGGACGUCCCUUUCGGUGAAGGAGCUCAGGGUAAAGUUUAUCGCUUGAAGAACGACGAGAGAUUUGUUGUGAAGAAGAUCUCUGUGAACAAUCCAAAGGACGCCACUAAGCACAAAGACCUACGAGAGCUCAACGUUUUGAGAACACUUGAUCGGCAUGAGCGAAUUGUUCCGUUUUAUGGCUACGUUCCGUUGGAAUUUGAGCUCUUGCUUUUUAUGGGCUUUAUGGAAAUGGGUUCUCUCAAACAAUACAUCCGUAACAACGGCGCCCUAGAUGAAGCCAGAACUAGACUAUAUACAAUUCAGAUUUUGGAAGGAGUUUCCUAUCUACACAACUUAAAGGACCCUAUUAUCCACAGAGACAUUAAAGGUGAGAACGUUUUACUGGAGGAUGAGUAUCACUUGAGACUGACUGACUUUGGUGUCUCGAAGGUGAUCAGUGACCUAACCAAUGCCAGGUCAGACAUCGGGACAUUUAGCUACAGGGCCCCAGAAACAUUCGACCCGUACAAGUCUUAUGAUUUUAAGGCCGAUAUAUGGAGUGUGGGUUGCACUGUAUUUGAAAUGGCCAGCGGCACCGCGCCCUUUGAAUCCACUUUCAAAAACCAAGUUGAAGCUGUCGCUGGUAUCGGAGAAGGUCUGCGACCAGACAUCGAGUUCAAUAAAUGUUCAUGCAACCUGAAAAAAUUCUGGGAUAAAUGUUUUGAAAAAGAUCCAAGCCAAAGACCAACAGCUGACGACUUGCUGGCCAAUGAUGAUUUUCUUAAGCAAGUUGAAUGACACUUGUCAUACCAAUAGAUCUUUAGUCCUUACUGUAGGAAACAAGAAAAACAUUUAAAAAAAAACAACAAAUCUUAUAUUUAUUUGUGCAAAAAAUGUGGGCUAUUCGUGAUCGCGUUUCAAUAGAAUAAACAAAAAAAAUGUGUCCAUUCAGAGCUCUAGCAUUCUCAUUCUCAACUUAUACCACUACAUCUGUCAAGUACGAUUUCUUUCUCUUGUUCGUUACAAAAAAAAAAAAAAUUAAAAUUGAUUCUUGUUUUGUUAGGUAAAAGAAAAAAUUGUGCAAAAUUUCACAUUGAACCAAGAUUGGCUGAGGGAGAAAUAGUGUGUAUAAACUUUUGACCGGACAGAAAGAGUUGAUAGAAGCUUUGUAAACUUGAGAGAAGGCCUAAUGGGCCAUGUAAUCCCAGUUUUCUACUCAGUGGAUCCACUUUGCUUCGCAAGUAAAGAAAGUUUUGAAGAAUUUUAGAAGCGAGGAUUAGUGAAAAGAACAACAGAAAGUAAACAGGUGCCUUAUUGUACAGUCAUUGUUGUCAACUUGAGAAAUAAUAAUAGAGUUUAGAGUUUAGAAUGACAGUUAAUUUUACGUCUUUUAUCAUGGUAGCAAUUGUGUCCAUAUUAUAUUGUUUUAUAUAUUAUGCAAUCAUCUGCAAUCAUUAUUCUGUUUUUUUUAUCUUUUGCAGUUUUAUUUUUUCACACUUUGUGAAUAAAAUUAAAAUGCUACAUUGGUGUAGUCUUAUCAGAGCAUUAUAUGUUACCGCUGCCGUCACUGAUUUUUUAUUUCAGCGGAUAUUAAAUUUAAUACAUUUUAUUA
Molecule: messenger RNA, 1863 nt
Organism: Biomphalaria glabrata
Lineage: Eukaryota; Metazoa; Mollusca; Gastropoda; Planorbidae
Exons: 7
Coding region: 171-1049 (292 amino acids)
Biological process (GO): protein phosphorylation
Molecular function (GO): ATP binding; protein kinase activity
Source: RefSeq, a predicted model, not a curated record